ACAACGUGUGACCUGCCCGAUGUUGCAGGGAUGAACGAGCCCGCGCAUAUCAACGCAUAUUCCAUUGUGCACGAUUUGACGAAAGGGCUCUGACAUGUGACCGGACCGGAGUGUGCAUCGUUCCGGGGUGCGACUGUCCGUCCAUCCAGCAGCAAGUUCCUGCAAGGACUUCCGUGGUCAACCACGUGACGAUUUUGUGUAGCCGAAUGUCGUGGAGCUAAGUGACGCAUGGCUAGAUAAGGAACUUGUCGAUUUAGGGAACUGGGAGGUAUGGCUUUGCCGCGUUUCUCCCUGAAGAGAUACUUUUUCUACGUGCUAUGUCUGACGGGCACAUUGAUCGUUCUGCUAAAUCUCCUGCGAGAGGAUGAAAUAUGGCACAGCAUGCGACCACAUCCCAGUCAGCCACAGGCUGUUCGAGUUACCGGCGACAUGCCGAAGGUAUUAAAUAUAAAUGGUACUGUGAGCUUGGGCGAAAACUCAAUAAACCAAGAUCCAUCACGAAGACCUUGGUAUAUGAAAGGAGGAACAAGAAGACCUUAUCCGGCGAUAAGAACUCGCAAUACUGGCCGAAGAUUGGCUCAAUUGUGGCCGGAGGAAGCUGCUUACGAUGAUCGUGUGACUAAUCAACUAAUGUUCGUGCCAUCUGAUUACAACAAAACAGGCAGUGAGCAUCCAUUGAAAAAAAUAAUGAUUCCUCAUGGGAUGGCCGAAGCCAAAAUUGGUCCUGACAUAUUCUUCCAACAACGCUGCCCGGUGAAUACUUGCACGAUCGUCCGCGACAAUCCGGACGACGCCGAUCUCAUUCUAUUUAAGGAUUACAUCACGCACGUGGGACGAAGGUCUUACAAUCAGGUGUGGAUGCUGUAUUUUUUAGAAUGUCCUUAUCACACGCAGAGCGUAAAGAGCGCUCUUAUCAAUUGGACCGCUACAUAUCGGCGCGAUAGUGACAUAGUGGCACCUUACGAAAGAUGGCAAUAUUAUGAUUCGAGUAUUACACAGAUCUCACAAACGUUUAAUUAUGCAGCAAACAAAACAAAGAAGGUCGCCUGGUUCGUUUCCAACUGCCAUCCCCGAAAUCAGCGUAUGCAUUAUGCCAGGGAACUCUCGAAAUACAUCCAAGUGGACAUUUACGGUGCGUGCGGCAGCCUACGUUGCCCGCGAUCGCAGUCGCAAACGUGCUUCGACAUGCUCGACGAGGACUACAAAUUCUACCUCGCAUUCGAGAAUUCCAACUGCAAAGAUUACAUCACGGAAAAGUUCUUCGUUAACGGACUAGGGCACAAUGUUUUGCCAAUCGUGAUGGGGGCUCAUCCGACAGAUUAUGCACGCAGCUCGCCAUACCGUUCUUAUAUUCAUGUAGACGAAUUCGAGACGCCGAAAGAACUCGCUGAAUAUCUGCAUCGAUUGGACCGCGAUGACGACUUGUAUAAUUCAUAUUUUCGCUGGAAGGGUACUGGCGAAUUCAUCAAUACGUAUUUUUGGUGCCGGGUGUGCGCCAUGUUACACGACGACCGUCCACCAAAGUAUUACAAGGAUGUGAACGAAUGGUGGCGAGGGGACGGCGUGUGCACGACCAGCUCAUGGCGAGAACACGACCUCGUACGUCCACAGAAUACUUGAAGAUAAAUCAUCCCGAGGAUUCGUUUAAAAGGCUCUUCCGGCAGCCAUGGGGAGAUCCGUGCGUGCGUCCGCCCACGACACGUUGCUCAAUUUCUACAAACGAUUCCGAUUCUUCCAAAACAGAACAUUGCCUGAGUCUGAAAGAUGGCCGGAAACUUCAGAGAACGUGGUAUUGUGCUGUCACGUCCAAGAGAGAGGCUUCAGGCGGUUUUCGAAAAUAUUGAGCCAAUCGUAA
This is a messenger RNA of Atta colombica, 1855 nucleotides long. It is a transcript of the gene FucTA, whose product is annotated as glycoprotein 3-alpha-L-fucosyltransferase A. The transcript is spliced from 7 exons. Gene Ontology annotation, cellular component: membrane. NCBI's taxonomy places the organism in Eukaryota, Metazoa, Arthropoda, Insecta, Hymenoptera, Formicidae. Gene Ontology annotation, molecular function: alpha-(1->3)-fucosyltransferase activity. The coding region runs from base 271 to 1620 and encodes 449 amino acids. The record is from RefSeq and is a predicted model, not a curated record.